AUGGAGCGGAGCAAGAGCGAACAGCGGAGGACGACCGGAUCAAUCUCCCAUCGUUCACAGCAGAGAUCGCGAUCGCUUCAACGCUCUCAAAUCGGCGAAAUGGAUAAGAGCGACCUGGUUCAGAAGGCCAAGCUGGCGGAGCAGGCCGAACGCUACGACGACAUGGCGGCGGCGAUGAAGGCCGUGACCGAACAGAACAACGAGCUGAGCAACGAGGAACGUAACCUGCUGUCUGUCGCCUACAAAAACGUGGUGGGCGCGCGCCGCUCAUCCUGGCGCGUCAUUUCCAGUAUUGAAGGCAAGGCCGACUCUGGGAAUGAGAAGAAGAAGCAGAUGGCCCACGACUACCGUAUCAAGAUUGAGAAGGAGCUGGACGAGAUCUGCAGGGAUGUGCUGAACCUGCUCGACUCUUACCUCAUCAAAAAUGCCACGGCUGCAGAGAGCAAGGUGUUCUACCUCAAAAUGAAGGGCGACUACUUCAGAUACCUGUCUGAGGUGGCCUCAGGGGACUGCAAGAAAGACACGGUGGACAGCUCUCAACAGGCCUACCAAGACGCCUUUGAAAUCAGCAAGAAGGACAUGCAGCCCACACACCCCAUCCGCCUCGGCCUGGCCCUCAACUUCUCAGUCUUCUACUACGAAAUCCUCAACUCUCCAGAGCAGGCCUGCUCUCUGGCCAAGCAGGCUUUCGACGAGGCCAUCGCAGAGCUCGACACCUUGAACGAGGACUCGUACAAAGACAGCACGCUGAUCAUGCAGCUACUAAGGGACAACCUCACUCUGUGGACAUCAGAAAACCAGGCAGACGAGACCGAAGGCGGCGAUGGCGAGAACUAG
Messenger RNA from Knipowitschia caucasica, 837 nucleotides. The record is from the annotation of a GenBank genome assembly. NCBI's taxonomy places the organism in Eukaryota, Metazoa, Chordata, Actinopteri, Gobiiformes, Gobiidae.